ACGAGAAGAAGAGAAGAGGUUUCAAAAAACAAAACGCCAGGAGAGAGAAUAGACAUAGAGAGAGAAAGAGAGAGACGCGCCCCUUCUCUGCCUGCAUUCGUCUCUCUGCUCUCAAUCUCAGAGAUCUUCAAUUUCUAGGGCUUCAGAUCCACCGCUCCCUCAGAUCUCGUUUGAUCUACUUGUUCAACCAUGGAGGCGAUCGAAGAGCUGUUGCAACUGUCGGAGUCGAUGCGCCAAGGCCAGGCUAUCCUCGCUGACGAAGACGUUGACGACACCUCAACCGCCUCCACUCGCCGCUCCUCUACUUUCCUCAACGUCGUCGCUCUCGGCAAUGUUGGUGCUGGUAAAUCAGCUGUUUUGAACAGCUUAAUUGGACAUCCUGUUUUGCCAACUGGUGAGAAUGGUGCUACUCGAGCUCCAAUCAGCAUUGAUUUACAGAGGGAUAGCUCAUUGAGCAGCAAAUCCAUAAUAUUGCAGAUUGACAAUAAAUCCCAGCAAGUUUCUGCCAGUGCUUUAAGGCAUUCUCUGCAAGAUAGACUGAGUAAGAGUUCCUCAGGCAGAAGCCGAGAUCAAAUUUACUUGAAACUACGGACAAGCACAGCCCCUCCCCUUAAAUUGAUUGAUUUACCGGGGCUUGAUCAACGGAGCGUGGAUGAGUCUAUGCUGGGUGAAUAUGCGGAGCACAAUGAUGCAAUUUUGCUGGUUAUAAUACCUGCAUCACAAGCACCUGAAGUUGCUUCCUCUAAAGCCCUUAGAGCUGUCAAGGAAUAUGAUGGAGAUGGUACAAGAACUGUUGGAGUAAUUAGUAAGAUAGACCAAGCCGCGUCAGAUCAGAAAGCACUUGCAGCAGUCCAGGCUCUGCUCUCAAAUCAGGGGCCAUCAAGAGCAUCUGAUAUUCCCUGGGUUGCUCUAAUAGGUCAAUCAGUUUCGAUAGCUUCAGCACAGUCUGGUUCCGAGAAUUCGUUGGAAAAUGCGUGGAGGGCUGAAAGUGAAAGUCUUAAAUCCAUUCUGACUGGUGCUCCUCAAAGUAAGCUAGGCAGAAUAGCACUGGUGGAUGCUUUGGCCCAGCAAAUUCGCAGUCGAAUGAAAGUCCGGCUUCCAAACCUCCUUUCUGGGUUACAAGGGAAGUCUCAAAUAGUUCAGGAUGAGUUGGUAAAGCUUGGUGCCUCCAUGGUACAGAGUGCUGAAGGUACUAGAUCUCUUGCUUUGGAGCUUUGUCGUGAAUUUGAGGAUAAGUUUCUCCUACACAUUACAUCCGGUGAGGGUUCUGGUUGGAAAAUUGUUUCAAGUUUUGAAGGAAAUUUUCCCAAUAGAAUAAAGCAACUACCAUUAGAUCGACAUUUUGAUAUCAACAAUGUGAAGAGGAUCGUGUUGGAAGCAGAUGGCUAUCAACCUUAUCUCAUAUCUCCUGAAAAAGGUUUGAGGUCAUUAAUAAAAGGUGUCUUAGAGCUUGCAAAGGAACCAUCACGUCUUUGUGUGGAUGAGGUACACCGUGUCCUGGUAGAUAUAGUGUCUGCUGCUGCAAAUGCUACUCCAGGUCUUGGAAGAUACCCUCCUUUCAAGAGGGAGGUCGUGGCCAUUGCAACUGGUGCAUUAGAUGUGUUCAAGACUGAUGCAAAGAAGAUGGUGGUUGCACUAGUUGAUAUGGAGCGCGCUUUUGUGCCUCCUCAACAUUUCAUUCGCUUGGUACAGAGGAGGAUGGAGAGGCAGCGUAGAGAGGAAGAAGUGAAAACUCGAUCCUCGAAGAAAGGACAAGAGGCAGAGCAAUCAAUAAUGAACAGGUCAAGUAGUCCUCAAACAGGGAGUCAACAAUCAGGUGGAACCCUAAAGUCGUUAAAGGAUAAAUUUAGCAAGGAGGAGAAAGAAGUCCCUGAAGCAUCUGGUUUGAAGACUGCAGGUCCUGAAGGGGAAAUAACAGCAGGGUUCCUAUAUAAAAAGAGCGUCAAAAGUAAUGAGUGGAACAAGCGAUGGUUUGUUCUCAAUGAGAAGACUGGGAAGCUUGGUUACACCAAAAAACAAGAGGAAAGGCAUUUUCGUGGUGUCAUCACUCUGGAGGAAUGUAAUGUUGAAGAGAUUGAAGAGGAAGAACCUGCUCCAUCAAAGAGUUCGAAGGAUAAGAAGGCGAAUGGGCCAGAAAAAUCACCUAGUCUGGCAUUUAAGUUUACUAGCAAGGUUCCAUACAAAACUGUUCUGAAAGCACAUAGUUCCGUUGUGUUGAAGGCUGAGACUGUCGCAGACAAGGUUGAGUGGAUAAAGAAGAUUUCAAAGGUUAUCCAACCUUCUAAAGGAGUACCAAGGGGUGCACCAGCUGAGGGUGGUCCUACAAUGCGUCAGAGUCUUUCUGAUGGUUCUCUUGAUACUAUGACUAGAAGACCUGCUGACCCGGAAGAAGAACUCCGGUGGAUGUCCCAAGAAGUUAGGGGUUAUGUCGAAGCUGUUUUGAAUAGUUUGGCUGCUAAUGUCCCUAAGGCAGUUGUUCUUUGCCAAGUCGAAAAAGCCAAGGAAGACAUGCUGAAUCAGUUAUAUAGCUCUAUCAGUGGUCAAAGCACAGCAAGGAUUGAAGAACUGCUUAUGGAGGAUGGUAAUGUAAAGCGACGAAGAGAGAAGUACCAGAAGCAGUCCUCUCUCCUCUCCAAGCUGACACGUCAACUCAGCAUUCAUGACAACCGAGCGGCUGCUGCAUCUGGCUUUUCCAACGGUGGUGGUGCAAGUGAUGGCAGCCCAAGAACUAGUAGCUCCACAGGUGAUGACUGGAGAUCUGCAUUUGAUGCUGCUGCCAAUGGUCCAGUUGACCGUUCAUUAUCUAGAUCUUCAUCCAACGGGCAUAGUCGACACUAUAGUGAUCCAGCACAGAAUGGUGAUGUGAGUGGUGGUUCAAACUCUGGCAGCCGACGUACUCCUAAUCGGUUGCCACCUCCACCACCUGGGUCUUCAGGAAGCAGAUACUUUUAGGUCUGAGACUGAUGGCAUUUGAUGAUUUAUAUUCUUGGUGGGUGAGACUGGUCAUCCCCGCUUCAUGAGUUUUCUUGUAGAAUCUUUAGAUGAAGAGAAUGGGGUGUUGUGUACAUAGAAGAUUACAUUCCUAUCAGGUUGUUACGGGAUACGGCUUUCCCGAGUUUCACAAGGAUGGAUUCAAGGCAUACUUGAAAUUAAUCAUAUAUUCCCCCAUUCAAUUUUUGUUUCUGCUUCUUAGAAUUUUAUUUCUCCACUCAUUUUUGGACACUUGUUAUAUAUAGCUCUAUUGCGCCUGUCAUUAUUUUGAUUCGGUUUGUACGAUGAAGCUCUGAUGUAUGAUUGGAUAGUCCUCUUUAGCAGGAUGGAUAUAUUACAUUUCUCAAUGUGAUGGUAUAUUUUGCAUUUCUCAGUGCCCUUG
Molecule: messenger RNA, 3373 nt
Organism: Fragaria vesca subsp. vesca
Lineage: Eukaryota; Viridiplantae; Streptophyta; Magnoliopsida; Rosales; Rosaceae
Product: dynamin-2B-like
Exons: 22
Coding region: 190-2952 (920 amino acids)
Cellular component (GO): membrane; cytoplasm; microtubule
Molecular function (GO): GTP binding; GTPase activity; microtubule binding
Source: RefSeq, a predicted model, not a curated record